UUAUCAGGUCUUGGAAUUUUGGACAACUGUUUAAAAUCUUAACUCCAUGGUCAUGAGAUUCUCUUUACAGCCUAAAUAGGAGGAUAGAGAGCAGUGGCGUUAACAGUAGGUAUCCUGCUUGGUCACUUCGCCAUUAACAAGGGCACGUCUGAACCAGAGUGGGUCCAAGAUGCAUCCCAGGAUGUGGACGAAGGAAUUAUUACAAAACUACUUGAGGAACUGGACAACAUUCAAAUUCAAGAGAACCUCAGGGAACUGACCAAGGUUCCCCACAUGGCCACAACCCCUGGAGAUGAGGCAACAGUGGAGUUUAUGUUGAAGAGAUGGCGGGACCCAAAAACAGGCUUGGACAAUGCAUGGAGAGAAGACUACAAUGUGUAUCUGUCAUUCCCAAACAAAGCUAACCCUAACAAAGUCACUGUUGUUGAUCCCAGUGACAAGGUUCUGUUCACGGUAAGAGAGAGAGAGAAAGCGUACUACCCAGAGCAGGACGACCCAGAGGUGGUACAGCCUUACGCGGCAUAUUCUCCAGCAGGACACGCCAAGGGAAAGCUUGUGUAUGCAAACCAAGGUAAAAUGAGUGACUACGCGCUGUUAAACGCAACAGUGGAUCUGAGAGGAACCAUUGCCAUAACCAGAUAUGGAGGAGAAGGAAGAUCUGGGAAAGCUAUCAAUGCAGAGAAGUUUGGAGUUGUCGGGGUGCUGGUCUAUACAGAUCCAAAUGACAUAAAUGAUGGCAUCUCUGAUGAAAGUAAAACUUACCCUAACUCCUGGUAUCUUCCACCCUCCGGUGUGGAGCGAGGCUCAUACAACAUUGACUUUGGGGACUUGUUGACACCUUAUUUAGCUGCGAAGGAGGACACCUACAGAAUUCCGAAGGAAAAAAUAAGAGGCAUCCCACCAAUUCCGACACAACCAAUAGGGUUUGAGGAUGCCUAUGCAUUAAUCUGUGAGCUUGACGGGUCCGAUGCCCCUGCUGCAUGGCAAGGAGGAUUCAACUGCACAUACAAGUUUGGUGGACCAGGGUUCCAAUCCACAUCUGCCUUUAACAGCAGCGAUGUUCAGUUGAACAUUUACAACAGUGAGGAGAUAAAACCUUCAGCGAAUGUUAUGGGAAUAAUUCGAGGCAGUGUGGAGCCAGACAGAUAUGUGAUUUAUGGGAACCACAGAGAUAGCUGGGUACAUGGAGCCAUUGACCCCAGCAGUGGGACAGCAGUGAUGCUAGAGAUCACCAGAGUGCUUGGGACAAUGGUGAAGGAAGGGAAAUGGAGACCUCGGCGGUCCAUCAUCUUUGGCAGCUGGGGAGCUGAAGAGUUUGGCCUUAUUGGAUCGGCAGAAUACACAGAGGAAUACUUCAGUAAGCUGAGUGAACGCACCGUGGCCUACAUCAACGUGGAUAUCUCAGUGUUCGCUAAUGCCACUCUGAGGGCCUCUGGAUCCCCAUCAACACAGGGUGUGCUGUUUACAGCAUCCAAACAGGUACGGGCACCUGGAACCACUGCAUCAGUCUAUGACAACUGGAUAAAAUAUUACAACCGGUCCAGCCCCAAUUACGGCCUUAUACCAAAUGUGGGGUUCUUGACAGGAGCAGGAAGUGAUUAUGCUCCUUUUAUUCACUACCUAGGAAUAACUUCAAUGGACAUUUCCUAUUACUACGACCGGAGCCAGACAAAAGCGCGCAUCUACCCUGCCUAUCACACGGCUUAUGACACCUUUGAUUACUCAUCUAAAUACAUUGAUCCAGGCUUUACGAGUCACCAGGCGGUAGCCAGGACAGCAGGGAACGUGCUGGUGAGAUUGGCUGACAGUCUUCUGUUGCCUUUAAACUGCAGUGACUAUGGGGAAAGUCUGGAGCAGUAUCUCGAUGAGGCUGUGAAAGCCUUUGAAGCCAAACUCACAAAUAAUGGAAUCUCUAUUGCAUCCUUAAAGAAUGCUGUGCAGCUAUUCCGCAAAUCAGCCACAAAACUGGACGCUGUGAUCAGGGACUCAAACCUUAAAAAGGAAACGCCUCUGAAGGCACGCAGAAUUAAUGAUCAGCUCAUGCUGUUGGACAGGGCCUUCCUCGACCCGUUAGCGUUCCCAGAAAAAUACGCUUUCAGGCAUGUCAUAUGGGCCUCGAAGUCAUCAGAGGUGCCCACCUUCCCGGGGCUAGCAGAUGCAGUGGAGAAGGCUGAGAGAACGGGACUGAAAGCGGAUUGGGAACAGGCUCAUAAACACUUAUCUAUUGUCACACAGGCCAUCGCGGGAGCUGCACAUACGCUGGAUGAUGUCAUUUAAGAUUUAGGCAGGGCACUUGCAACAUCCACAAUUUAAAGGGAUGAAUAUUCUGUCAUCAUUUACUCACCCUCUUGUCAUAUUAAACCUGUAUGUCUUAAUAUCUUCUGCAGAACACAAAAGAAGAUAUUUUGAAGAAUGUCGACAACCGAACAACAGUGGUAAACAGUCACUACUAUUGGCAAGUCAAUGGGUACCACCAUCCAAAAUAUCUUCUUUUGUGUUUUGCAUUAGAAAGAAAGCCAUACAGAUUUUGGGGUGAACUAUCCCUUUAAAAAUGGGCAGAAUUAAAGUAUGGAUGACAAAAACUAUGCUACAUUUGGACUAUUACCAGCACACUAUUUCUACAACAAAUACUCAUAGUAAAAAAAUUGAAUACAUUACAUACAGUAGCAUUGUCUAAAAUGUAGAUUGGAUGGAUUUGGGGUACAAAAGAAAACAUUUAGCACACAAGACACACUCUUUUCAGGCAUGGUUUAUUGAAAACACACCAAAGUGAUACUCUACAAACCUGUAUUAUUCUUUAACAAGAGCAUUUCUCUCUUCUGGGUAUUAGUAAAAUUAACAAUACAUUCUGUCACUGUGGCAUUUUUCUUCACGCUAGGAAAGCAUUAACAACUAUAUAAUCAAACCCUUUUAAUUGUCUCAAUCUUUUGAAAGUUUAUAAUACAAUAAUACAAGGCAAAACCCACCAGUCUAGACUACAUUGAGAACACAGAGUGAGUUAAAGUGGAGGAGACGGGGUAAAUCUGUGUUUGUGUGUGUGUUUUUAUGCAAAGAGAAAAAGUGGAGGAGAUAGAUAAGAAUAAGAGAGAGAGAACCGUUAGGAACCAAUAAAACAUAUAAAACACA
Messenger RNA from Triplophysa dalaica, 3126 nucleotides. RefSeq names its product N-acetylated alpha-linked acidic dipeptidase like 1 (gene naaladl1). The coding region runs from base 274 to 2277 and encodes 667 amino acids. Gene Ontology annotation, molecular function: carboxypeptidase activity. The transcript is spliced from 20 exons. Lineage: Eukaryota; Metazoa; Chordata; Actinopteri; Cypriniformes; Nemacheilidae. The record is from RefSeq and is a predicted model, not a curated record.